Suncus etruscus (white-toothed pygmy shrew) is the source of this 3136-nucleotide messenger RNA. RefSeq names its product DEAD-box helicase 10 (gene DDX10). The record is from RefSeq and is a predicted model, not a curated record. The transcript is spliced from 18 exons. Gene Ontology annotation, biological process: rRNA processing. Gene Ontology annotation, molecular function: ATP binding; nucleic acid binding; RNA helicase activity. Lineage: Eukaryota; Metazoa; Chordata; Mammalia; Eulipotyphla; Soricidae. Bases 55 to 2691 code for a protein of 878 amino acids. Gene Ontology annotation, cellular component: nucleus.
UUCCCGGUGGCCUCCUGCGUGCGGCAUCUAGUGUCAGGCGCGUGGGGGUCCGCUAUGAUGGGCAGAACUGGGGCCACCUUUCGGGGUUCGGGGGACCGUUCCGACCCGGUGCGGAGCUUCAAUCGCUGGAAGAAAAAGCACCAUCACAGGCAGAGCCAAAAGAAACAGUUGAGGAAGCAGCUCAAGAAGCCCGAGUGGCAGGUGGAGCGCGAGGGCAUCAGCCGCCUGGUGCAGAACUACGAGAAGAUAAAUGUAAAUGAAAUUACAAGAUUUUCAGAUUUCCCUUUGUCCAAAAAAACAUUGAAAGGUCUUCAAGAAGCCCAGUAUCGGUUGGUAACUGAAAUACAGAAGCAGACCAUUGGUUUAGCUUUGCAAGGUAAAGAUGUUCUGGGAGCUGCCAAGACUGGAUCUGGCAAGACUCUGGCUUUCCUUGUUCCAGUGCUGGAAGCCUUGUACCGUCUACAAUGGACAUCAACAGAUGGGCUGGGAAUUCUGAUAAUCUCACCUACCAGAGAACUGGCCUAUCAGACGUUUGAGGUUCUUCGUAAAGUAGGAAAGAAUCAUGACUUUUCAGCGGGUCUCAUCAUUGGCGGAAAGGAUUUGAAACAUGAAGCUGAGAGAAUCAAUAACAUAAAUAUACUUGUUUGCACACCGGGCCGACUUCUUCAACACAUGGAUGAAACUAUAAGCUUUCAUGCUACCAAUCUCCAAAUGUUGGUUCUUGAUGAAGCAGAUAGAAUCUUGGAUAUGGGCUUUGCUGACACCAUGAAUGCUAUUAUUGAAAAUCUUCCCAAGAAACGUCAGACUUUGCUUUUCUCGGCCACACAAACCAAAUCUGUAAAGGAUCUGGCACGACUGAGUUUGAAAAACCCUGAAUAUGUCUGGGUUCAUGAAAAAGCAAAAUACAGUACUCCUGCUACUUUGGAGCAAAACUACAUAGUUUGUGAACUGCAGCAAAAAAUAAGUGUGUUAUAUUCCUUUUUGAGAAGCCACCUGAAAAAGAAAAGUAUUGUAUUUUUCUCCAGUUGUAAAGAGGUUCAGUAUCUGUUCAGAGUGUUCUGCCGGCUCCGCCCUGGUGUUUCUAUCCUAGCUCUGUACGGUCGGCAGCAGCAGAUGAGAAGAAUGGAGGUUUAUAAUGAAUUUGUCCGCAAGAGAGCUGCUGUGCUUUUUGCUACUGAUAUUGCAGCCAGGGGAUUAGAUUUCCCUGCUGUGAAUUGGGUUCUUCAGUUUGAUUGUCCAGAAGAUGCCAAUACGUACAUUCACAGAGCAGGUAGAACUGCCAGGUACAAAGAAGGUGGUGAAGCUUUAUUACUUUUGCUUCCUUCAGAGGAAAAAGGGAUGGUGCAGCAGCUUCUCCAGAAGAAAGUACCCGUGAAGGAAAUUAAAAUUAAUCCAGAAAAACUUAUAGACGUCCAGAAAAAAUUGGAAUCAUUUUUAGCUCAAGAUCAAGAUUUAAAAGAGAGAGCACAAAGGUGUUUUGUCUCCUACAUACGUUCAGUGUAUCUGAUGAAGGCGAAAGAUGUGUUUGAUGUGAGCAAGUUACCUAUUCCUGAAUAUGCCCUAUCUCUUGGUCUUGCUGUGGCACCAAGGAUAAGAUUUCUUCAGAAAAUGCAGCAACAAUCCACUAAAGAAUUGGAAGUGAACCAAGACAAUAAAGGAAUGGAGUCAAGGGUUGCCACCCUCUGUAAUGAUGAAGUGGAAGAAUUUCGAGCCUACUUCAAUGAUAAAAUGUCUAUCCUUAAGAAAGGUGUCAAAGAACCAGAAGUGGCAGAGUAUGGACUUUCUGAUGGUGCUAGUGAUGAAGAGGAAGAGGAGACAGAAGAUGAAGAAGUAGAAGAGAGACUGGGAAACUCUCAACCCCAAUCUGUUUCUCAUCCUAAGGAGGCAUUGAAGAUAAAGGAAGUGCCUGUGCAGUUCUUAGACAGCGAGGAGGAGGAUGUGGAGGAGGAGGAAGAUGGACUUGAUUUCUUGAAGGUCAAGCGACGCAAUGUGUUUGGGUUAGACCUUAAAGAGAAUGAAACAUCACAGGAGAAGGCAACUUCUGAUGCCAAGAAAAAAUCCAAUGUCAAGAAAAAAGUGACCAAGGUUGCUGAAGCAAAAAAAGUAAUGAAGAGAAAUUUUAAAGUGAAUAAGAAAAUAACAUUUACUGAUGAAGGAGAGUUAAUUCAGCAGUGGCCACAAAUGCAGAAAUCUGUCCUUAAGGAUUCUGAGGAAGAGGAUAAUGCUGGUGGUAUCAACUUAGAUAAAGCAAAAGAAAGGCUUCAGGAAGAGGACAAAUUUGACAAAGAAGAAUAUAGGAAAAAAAUUAAAGCAAAACAUCGGGAGAAAAGAUUGAAAGAGAGGGAAGCCCGAAGAGAAGCUAACAUGAGACAAAUAAAGGCCAAAGAAGAAGAGGAAGCCUUUUUGGAUUGGAGUGAUGAUGAUGAUGAUGGAUUUGAUCCUAGCACACUUCCAGAUCCAGAUAAAUACAGAAGCUCUGACGAAUCAGAUAGUGAAGAUACAGAGGAUAAAACUCGUGAUACCCAGAAGAAGCAGGGAAUGAGGAAACGGAAUAGCAGUGAAGUGGAAGACGGAGGACCCAGAAGUCGAAAUAAGAAGGCCAAGUGGGAAGUUUUGGAGUCCUUGGACACGGGCCUGUCUCUAGCAGAGGAUGAAGAACUGGUGUUACAUCUGCUGAAAAGCCAAAGAUAAACACGUUCUGCUCUUCUACUCAAAACUAAUGGUUGUAAUCAUUUGUGCCAAAAAUUAAAGAUACAGUUGGCUUAGGAGGUACUUGGAUCAUGUGAAUCUUGGAUUCCAAGAUUUUUUUUCCUGACAGAUGUGAUCAUAUCUCAGUGUCUCUCUUCAUAGGAUUUGCUUGCACCCAUCCUAGAGCAGACCUAGAGUAAGACUUUUCUAGCAGCUGCUCCAUUCGAUUAUAUCCGUGUGAUGCCACAUCUUGUUACUGGAAGUGCUUCCUUUGUUGUGCUGACAAUUGCUGGAGAUGUUGUGCUUACUAGAUAAAAGUUGUAUGUACUGUUUCACAAAGUAGUUCACAGUUACAGUGUACUUAAUAAUUCUAAGGUAUGAUGAACCAGCCCUGAGGAAGGAGUAUUUUUUGAGAUCAUGAUUAAUAAACAUAUUUCUUAUAAUAUAA